AUGACGGGGGAAGGGAAGGUGACUACCUCGAGAGCCAAGCCGCCCGGCCUCGCCAGCCCGCCGCCGCCUCGGCGUUUGGCCGGGGGCGGGGCCGCAGGUGCGUUAUACCCGGGGGAGGGGCGCGGCCGGAGGGGUCGGGCAGGGGUCCCUGCGGGGCCGGGCCUCGCUGGGCCGCCCUCGGCCUGCGCGCGCCACCCCAGGGGGUUGCGGAAGGAGGCUGUUGGCGCGAGGUUUGGGAGUCGCGGGCUGCUGGGCAGGCGGAAGGAUAAAAGGCCUGGGAAGGAGAGGGGGGAUCAAGGAUGCAGCGAGGGGUGUGUGUGUGGGGGAGGUCCUGAUCAUUUUUUGGGUCCGGCGGGCGGAGCUGGUGGGACUUGGCUGCCGCCCCCCUUAUGCGAGGGCUCCCAUCCCCGGCUCACAGCCCGCGCGCCCCUUCUCCACCCUCGUCCUAGUCCAGCUGCCGCGGCCAUCGCCGCCCCUCAAGUAAUUAAGUAA
Molecule: messenger RNA, 492 nt
Organism: Pipistrellus nathusii (Nathusius's pipistrelle)
Lineage: Eukaryota; Metazoa; Chordata; Mammalia; Chiroptera; Vespertilionidae
Source: the annotation of a GenBank genome assembly